AUGAAGACUACCACUUUCGCCGUCGCCGUUCUCGGCCUCUUUCCUGCCAUCAUGGCUCAGGCUCCUUCGCCUACUGAGUCUGUUGGUUGUGAACCUCAUGGUGAUCACUGGCACUGCGAGGCUGCUCGUACUGAUGCUGUUGCUGCUACCUCUGAGGCUGAGCAUGAUCACGACCAUGAUGAUCCUACUGGCACUGGUUCUCUUGCUGCUUCUCCUACUGAGUCUGUCGGCUGCGAGCCUCACGGAGAUCACUGGCACUGCGAGGGCCCUCGAUCUACCCUUGCGACUGAGGCCAAGGCCACUGAGUCCGAGCAUGACCACGACCACACUGGUGCUACUGGCACUGGUUCUCUUGCUCCUUCUCCUACUGAAUCUACCGGCUGUGAGCCCCAUGGUGACCACUGGCACUGCGAGGCUGCCCGCACUGGCAUUGAGGCCAAGGCUACCGAGUCUGAGCAUGAUCACGACGACGCCACUGGCUCUGGCUCUCUCGCCCCCUCUCCCACCGAGUCCGUUGGCUGCGAACCCCACGGCGACCACUGGCACUGCGAUGGUCCCGCUACCGCUGCUGCAGACAGCACUCCUACUUCCAGCAACUCAGCUGCUGUCACCGACAACGCUGCCAUUGGACCAAUGAUCCCCCUGGCUGGUAUGGUCGCCGCUGCUGUUUUCGCUCUUUAA
Fusarium proliferatum ET1 is the source of this 681-nucleotide messenger RNA. RefSeq lists its product as uncharacterized. The record is from RefSeq and is a predicted model, not a curated record. The coding region runs from base 1 to 681 and encodes 226 amino acids. The transcript has 3 exons. NCBI's taxonomy places the organism in Eukaryota, Fungi, Ascomycota, Sordariomycetes, Hypocreales, Nectriaceae.